UCAAGCCAAGGUCGUUUUUAGCUCAUUAGUAUGGGCGGGUAUAAGAAGGAGCAAAAAACAAGAACAGGUCAGACUCACCGUAAAGUUCCUACUGACAGGAGGUUUGAAUAUCUUGCAAGUAGUCAGUCGAGAGGUUAUCGCCGAGUGAUGAAGAUGCCCCUGUGUACUCGUAUCACUGUGCUGUUGUUUGUGGCGCUCUGUGCUACCGUACUAGUGGCUGAGAAAGAUGGAAUGGAGGACCAGGGACUGAGGACUCGGGAACAGGCUGAUGAGUUAGAGCGACGUGGCAUUCCCACCAACGCAGAACUCAAUAACAGACUGGAAAGCAUCGAGAAAGAAAUGAAAGCCCUUCUCUCAAGCGGAGCAACAGUCCCAUGGCUUCGAGGAAGAGACGGAAAGGACGGGAAACCGGGUCUGAACGGUAGAGAUGGUCGUGAUGGAAAACCAGGGAGAGACGGAAAGGACGGAAAACCAGGACUGAAUGGUCCAAAGGGAGCGCCCGGUGCUCAGGGAGGGACUGGUGCGAGGGGUCCCCCCGGUCCCAGGGGGUCCUCUGGUGUACAGUACGUGCGAUGGGGGAAGACCUCGUGCUCAGGCUCCGCGCUGCUCGUCUACAAAGGGCGUGUCGGCGGGGAGUGGUAUGAUCACCCUGGAGGUGCGGCAGAGUACGUGUGUCUCCCCGAGACCCCCCAGUACAUAAACUUCACCCCGGGACAUCAGCACAGCGGCUACAUGUACGGCGCCGAGUAUGAAGUCCAUGACCGCAGCCCCUUCACACGUGGAAAAGCCCUACAUGAACACGAUGUCCCGUGCGCCGUGUGUUACGUCCCGUCCCGCAGCACCCAGCUCAUGAUACCCGCAGUCGCCCGCUGUCCCGCGGGAUGGUCCCGCGAGUACUACGGCUACCUGAUGACGUCACUCGCCGGUCACAAGCACUCAAGUCAGUUCGUGUGCGUGGAUCACGAUGCCGAGUAUGUCCCGGGUACUAGCCCUAACCAUAACGGAGCCCUGCUGUUCCCCGUGGAGGGGAGGUGUGGGACACUACCGUGUGCCCCGUAUGUAGAAGGGUAUGAGCUGACAUGCGUAGUCUGCACCAAGUGAUUCCAGUUGUACGAUUGAUGGAAUAAUAAAAUAUUUGUAAGGUGUAGGGUAACAAUGUGUCUAGUUCGCUCACAAGCUGUUGCAUGACUGUUUGAAUAAUAAUAAAAGAAAAGUUAUCGGGUUUAUAGUAUACGGUGCUCUGCUGUUAUUCACAGCAGUCGUAUGUCUAAUGGAAAAAUAAAUCUUUAAAAAAAAUUGAAAUUGUGUAGUGUAAAUAUAUUCUGUCUUGUUUGCUUAGAACAUAUAAAAAAUAAACUAAAUAGAUGUUUGUCUAUGCCAUA
Messenger RNA from Nematostella vectensis (starlet sea anemone), 1382 nucleotides. Its product is annotated as short-chain collagen C4-like. Lineage: Eukaryota; Metazoa; Cnidaria; Anthozoa; Actiniaria; Edwardsiidae. The record is from RefSeq and is a predicted model, not a curated record. Bases 31 to 1101 code for a protein of 356 amino acids. The transcript has 7 exons.